Molecule: messenger RNA, 610 nt
Organism: Carassius gibelio (silver crucian carp)
Lineage: Eukaryota; Metazoa; Chordata; Actinopteri; Cypriniformes; Cyprinidae
Product: ribonuclease inhibitor-like
Exons: 4
Coding region: 97-399 (100 amino acids)
Molecular function (GO): protein binding
Source: RefSeq, a predicted model, not a curated record
AAACCUUGGGGGAAAAAGACAAGACUCUGGCUUAUUCUGUCUUCUUUGAAGCUCCUAUGAAUUAACAAGAGACAAAAUACUGUCAAAUUCAACAAUAUGAUCAAUAAAUAUAAAUGGUUAAGAGGCUGUAAAAUGACAGAUGAAGGAUGUUCAGCUCUGACUUCAGCUCUGAAAUCAAACCCAUCACAUCUGAGAGAACUGGACCUGAGUGAGAAUAAACUUGGAGACUCUGGAGUGAAGAACCUCAGUGAUCUACUGAAGAACCCACAAUUCAAGCUGGAAAUACUAGUUCUGUGUAAAUGCAGUAUUAAAGAGAAGCAGUGUGUCUCCCUGACUUCAGCUCUGAAAUCAAACCCAUCACACCUGAGAGACCUGGACCUCAGUGAAAAAUGUACUUAAACACACAAGAGUGAAAACAUUUUAUGAUAUACUGAAGGAUUCACAAUUAAAACUGGAAAGAUUGAGGUUAAGGUCUUGUGAUAUAAAAGCUGAUGAUUGUUCAGCUCUGACUUCAGCUCUGAAAUCAAACCCAUCACACCUGAAAGAGCUGGACCUGAGUGGAAAUGAACUAGGAGACUCUGGAGUUGAAAACCUUGGUGUUCUGUUGAGC